Asparagus officinalis (garden asparagus) is the source of this 786-nucleotide messenger RNA. RefSeq lists its product as uncharacterized. Bases 1 to 786 code for a protein of 261 amino acids. The transcript has 2 exons. The record is from RefSeq and is a predicted model, not a curated record. Gene Ontology annotation, molecular function: nucleic acid binding; RNA-DNA hybrid ribonuclease activity. Lineage: Eukaryota; Viridiplantae; Streptophyta; Magnoliopsida; Asparagales; Asparagaceae.
AUGAAGUUUGCGCAAAAAGCUUGGGAAGAAAUUGGCAUUUCCCUUCCUCUUCCUACGGCUCCUAAUUUCAAGGAUUGGUUCAAUGCUAUGCUUCAAAAUCAGCAGCAGAACCUGGCUCUCAUUGCAAUGACUUGUUGGGCAAUUUGGAAUAACCGUAAUGAGAUUGUUUGGCAGGCUCUAUCUUUCACAGUUUCCAAGGCUUUGUGGAUAGCUUGCAACCUUCUAGAGCAAUGGCGUAAAGAGAAUGUAGUUCCUCCUCUAGCUACAAGUGAAACAAAGACUGCUAAUAAUUCUAAAUGGAGUCCUCCGGCUGCGGGCAAGUUCAAAUUAAAUGUGGAUGCAGCAGUGUUCACAAAUCAGAGGAAAUGUGGAUUAGGGUUCAUUAUUCGAGAUGACCAGGGUUCAUUUGUGGCAGCGAGAGCUACUCAGGUUCAUGGCAUCAUUGACCCAGCAUUAGCUGAGGCGUUGGGGGUACGCGAGGCCCUCUCAUGGCUGAAAUCUAAUUUUCCUCAAGUUCAUGAAAUUGAAAUGGAUGCAAUUACGGUAUACAAUGCACUUCAUAGAGAUGAACCAGAUUUUUCCUACUUUGGGUUACUCAUCGAAGAUUGUCGUUCUCUUGCGCGGAACAUUCCAAACAUCAGAUUCCUUUGGACUAGAAGAACGGCAAAUAAAGCAGCUCACAUUCUAGCACAGACCGCUAGAACUUUACAAAAUCAUGUUGUUUGGUCGUAUUAUCCACCCCUUUUUCUUUAUGAUGUACUCUCAACUGAUUCGAUGAAUGAUUAA